Molecule: messenger RNA, 2227 nt
Organism: Rubroshorea leprosula
Lineage: Eukaryota; Viridiplantae; Streptophyta; Magnoliopsida; Malvales; Dipterocarpaceae
Source: the annotation of a GenBank genome assembly
GUCAUCAGACAUUCAGACCUAGAACCCAGAGCCUCCAUCUAAAACCCUCGUCGCCGCAGCAAGCCUGAAUCACUUACGAACCAUUGUGUCCACCGGAGAUAUUGCCGCCGGCAACAUGUCUUGCUCUAUCCGCUUAUCAACUUCCAUUGCUUCAUCGCAUUCUCGGAUCUUCAAUAAAAUUCCGGUUCACAAACACGGCAUUCACGUUCCUAAUUAUGUCUCAAUUCCGAGACCGAUUACGGCGCAUUCUAAAGUCUUGAUCUCCGAAAACCUGAAAAUUACGGCUGCAGGGCAGGUAAAACCGGUUCCCGCGGGGGAGAUAGAGGUGGACAAGGUAACGGAGGCAGAGCUGAAGGAGAAUGGAUUCAGGAGUACACGUAGGACUAAGAUCGUGUGCACCAUUGGACCCCGCACGUGCGGUUUCGAGGAGCUGGAGGCCCUUGCCGUCGGCGGAAUGAACGUGGCGCGAAUCAACAUGUGUCACGGCACUCGCGCAUGGCAUCGUGCCGUUAUCCAGCGGGUGAAGAGGUUGAACGAGGAGAAGGGGUUCGCCGUUGCGGUCAUGAUGGACACAGAAGGGAGCGGGAUUCACAUGGGUGAUCUAAAUGGCGCUGAAUCGGCCAAGGCUGAGGAUGGUGAAAUGUGGACUUUCACUGUUAGAGAAUUUGAUUCUCCUUGCCCGGAACGCACCAUUAAUGUUAAUUAUGAUGGCUUUGCUGAAGAUGUGAAGGUUGGUGAUGAACUACUUGUAGAUGGGGGGAUGGUGAGGUUUGUGGUUGUUGAAAUAAUUGGUCCAGAUGUCAUCUGUCGUUGUUCGGAUCCUGGAUUGUUGUUACCUCGUGCUAAUCUUACUUUUUGGAGGAAUGGGAGUCUGGUUCAAGAGCGUAAUGCCAUGCUUCCUACCAUUUCUUCCAAGGAUUGGCUGGAUAUUGAUUUUGCAAUUGCUGAGGGUGUUGAUUUUAUUGCUGUAUCUUUUGUUAAGUCUGCUGAAGUGAUUAAGCACUUAAAGAGUUACAUUGCUGCAAGAUCUCCUGAUUGCCAAACUGCUGUCAUUGCUAAGAUAGAGAGUGUUGACUCUUUGAAGAAUUUGGAAGAGAUCAUUAAAGCAUCAGAUGGAGCUAUGGUGGCUAGAGGAGACCUGGGCGCACAGAUACCAUUGGAACAUGUCCCAUCGGUUCAAGAAAAUAUAGUUCAGCUCUGCAGGCAGCUAAAUAAGCCUGCUAUUGUGGCCUCUCAGCUAGUUGAAUCCAUGAUUGAAUAUCCUAUACCAACACGAGCUGAAGUUGCUGAUGUUUCUGAAGCAGUUGCACAACAAGCUGAUGCUUUAAUGCUUUCCGGUGAAUCAGCUAUGGGUCAGUACCCUGAGAAAGCAUUAUCUGUGCUUAGAAGUGUUAGUUUGAGAAUUGAAAGAUCAUCAAGGGAGAAGAAGCGCGGUGACUCAUUGGAACUUCCUACCAUUUCAUUCUCUUUGCCUGCUAGCAUUUCAGAGCAGUUGUGCAAUACAGCUGCCAAAAUGGCCAACAAAUUGGAAGUAGAUGCACUUUUUGUGUACACACAAACAGGGCAGACGGCUUCUCUUCUGUCCCGCAAUCGGCCUGACUGCCCAAUCUUUGCAUUUACCCCUACAGCAUCUAUCCGAAGGCGCUUAAACCUUCAGUGGGGUUUAAUACCAUUCCGUCUCAAUUUCACAGACAAUAUGGAGAGCAAUCUAAACAGAACAUUCUCAUUGCUUAAAGCAAGGGGAAUGAUCAAAUCAGGUGACCUCAUCAUUGUUGUCUCUGAUGUUCUGCAAUCUGUUCAAGCAAUUAGCGUUCCCUGAAGUGGAAUACACUCAGUUUAUUGAUUGAGCUUCCCAGUAGGGGUGUCCACGUCUUCAUUCAUUCUAGGUUAGGGAUUUACCAUUUUCUAUUAUACAAUCAAUUAGAGGAUAUGCUUACUCUUAAGCAACACGGCUGCAACACAGUGAGGAAUCUUCCUAUGUGGAUCUUCUUUGUUCUCAUUACAAAUGAUUCGUUUGUCAAUGAUUUAUUGAUUCCUGUCAACCAUAAUAACUUAAUUGGUGGCUUCUUAUAACUAUAAGCUCUGUCUAUGUAAGUUGUUCCUCUUGUUAUUUCUCCUUGUGUCAUAGAUGUUCAGAAGAACUUGGAAUUCUUUUCUAUGUUAUGGUUUGUCCUUAAAUUCGAAUUGUUUACUUUAUUGAUUUUUGCAAUACACUGGCUGCUUUAUU